Nannospalax galili (Upper Galilee mountains blind mole rat) is the source of this 1428-nucleotide messenger RNA. RefSeq names its product non-specific cytotoxic cell receptor protein 1 homolog (zebrafish) (gene Nccrp1). The record is from RefSeq and is a predicted model, not a curated record. Gene Ontology annotation, cellular component: cytoplasm; SCF ubiquitin ligase complex. Gene Ontology annotation, molecular function: ubiquitin protein ligase activity. Gene Ontology annotation, biological process: glycoprotein catabolic process; SCF-dependent proteasomal ubiquitin-dependent protein catabolic process. NCBI's taxonomy places the organism in Eukaryota, Metazoa, Chordata, Mammalia, Rodentia, Spalacidae.
AUGGUGUUGCGGUUGAAUGGCUUCCUGCCCAAAGCCCUCUAUGGGAUGAGGGAUGGCCUUAAUUCACCUCAGUCCUACCAGGCCUACCUUAACGAGGCCUCAUUAGGCGGAGAGCCCCCAGGGCUCAGAUCCUUCACCAACACUCCCUCUUUUAAAUGCCUACUGGGUGGCUCCGCCCCUCCACCCCCAGUUAACCUGGAUCCCCACGACCGCGACCCAUUCGCCUAGAUCCUCGCGAUGGAGAAGGUGCUGGACGGAGCCGCGCUAGGUGGCAGGCAGAGCUCCGAGGAGCGGCCCCCGACCGAGCAGUCCCCGCCCUCGCCGCCCUCGCCGCGGUCGCCUGUGUCCCCGGAGACCCCUGACUUGCCGCCGCCCAACGCGCCGUCGGAGGUUGAAGCGCGGCAGCUGCUGGUGGAGGAAUGGGGUCCCCUGAGUGGGAAGCUGGAGCUGCCCCCGAGCCUCAGCUGGAAGCUGCUGUUCCUGGAGCGGCCGCUCUACCGCAACCUGCUCAGCUCGCCCAACCCUGAAGGGAUUAAUAUCUACCAGCCAGCGCCCCCAACUGGUCCCACCGGGAAACCCUUGAAGGACCUGGGUAAUUUCCAUGGAUGGUACAUUACAACCGAGCCCCUCCAGGGACCCCUCAGCUGGACUGUGAAAGAACAGUGUGUGAACCUGCUGGCCAAGAAGCUGUGGGAGGAGCUGCUGGAUGAUGAACAGCCGGACAUUACCAUCAUGGACUGGUUCGAAGACAGCCGCCUGGACCAGUGUGUCUAUGAGCUGCAUGUCUGGUUGCUGGCAGCUGACCGCCGCACAGUCAUUGCCCAGCACCAUGUGGCCCCCCGGACCAAUGGAAGAGGCCCCCCUGGCCGCUGGGUGCAGGUGUCCCACGUGUUCCGCCACUAUGGCCCUGGUGUGCGCUUCGUCCACUUCCAACAUAAGGCUAAGAACCGCAUGGAGCCUGGGGGGCUGCGGCGGACCAGGGUGACUGACUCCUCUGUGUCUGUGCAGCUCCGGGAGUGACCGCUGACCAGCGCUCUCUGAGACAGCCCUCCACUCCCCAGAUCUCAUGGAAGUCUCUGGUGUUUGUCACCCCUGAGCUUUUAGCAUUUCCCUCAUGCUUAGCACUUCCCAGUCCCUUCAGCAUAUCUGUCUGUCCUUAGCACAGCCUAACCCCUCCCCAGUUCCCUGACCCUCAAUACUUCCUCUGACCCAUUUUCUUCACUCCUUCCUGGACCUACCUUGCUCCCUUGCUCACUCCCAGGCCCUUCGUGAUUGCUUCUCUCUGACCAGGUCCCUCAAUCUUCCUGGUCUUCCUUGGGGCCUUCUUUGACAUCACACAUCUCUGGGUGUGUGACUCUGGGCUCGGGCCACCCCUUGUAAACCCAGUGCUUGUCACAUAGUAGGUCCUCAAUAAACCUUCCCCGUGGG